Messenger RNA from Lathyrus sativus (Indian pea), 651 nucleotides. The record is from the annotation of a GenBank genome assembly. Lineage: Eukaryota; Viridiplantae; Streptophyta; Magnoliopsida; Fabales; Fabaceae.
AUGACUCCUAUGUGUCCACCACCUGAGAAAAUAAAAACUAAAGGGGGAGUCAAGAAGAAAGGCAAAAAAUCAGUAGGGUAUGAUGUUUAUAGAGACCCUUCGUAUCAUGAGUAUGUUGAUCAAGCAUCUCAAUCUUCACAAAGGCAAUCUCAACCAUCACAGACUUCGAAGAAGUUGAAAUUAUCACAAUCUUCACAAAAUAAAUCUCAACCAUCACAGGCUUCGAAGAAGUUGAAAUUAUCACAAUCUUCACAAUCAUCUAAGCAGUUCAUCCUUCAGUUUCCUAAUCACAUAACGUCAUAUAUCGAUGAUGUAGUUAAUGUUGUAUCAGAUGGUAAUUGUGGAUUUAGAGUCAUUGCUUCAUUUCAUGGAUAUGGUGAAGAUGGUUGGCCAAUGGCUCGUCGAGACAUGGGGUUGGAAAUAAUACAUAAUGAAAGAUCAAGUUUGUAUGCCAAUUUAUUUACUGAUCAGUUAGCAGUAGUGAGAGAAUCUUUGAUGAUAGAGGAAUUUGGUCCUCAACCACCACAUAAAUGGUUAACUCUACUAGAUAUAGGUUACGUGGUAGCGAAUCCAUUUUACUGCAUUCGUUUUGUAAACAGAAAUCAUUGGGUUCAAGUAAACAUGAAAGAAGGGUUUCCAUGCCACCAGUGA